AUGAAUACAGAGUGUUGCCAGUGUUCAGAAAAAAAAAAUUCAAGUGUGGGUUCUUUUCAAGAAACAGGAAUUAAAGAAAAUGAUAUAAAUGUUUAUAGAUCUCAUAAAAUUUACAUGAGCUAUUUGGAUUUGUAUUUUCUUGUCAUUGAUUUUAAAGAGACAAUAUUUAUUUCAGUAAAUGACAACAACAAUGAGUUAAACGAUUUGCAAGCUUCAUACCCGAUUAAAUAUGCCGAUGCAGACAAUAUAAUUUGCUUAGUCGGAGAACCACAUUCUUAUGGAAAUGAUGUGGCUAACCUUUUGAGUAUGAAAUUCAAAAUUCCUUUUUAUGUAAGUGUCAAUGUAGACGAAAGUGAUGAGAGCUUAACGAAUUUCAUUUUUUCAAAUUGCUUGGAAAUAAUAAAACCUUUAUUUGAAAACAGAGAGAAGAAUUGA
Plasmodium vinckei vinckei is the source of this 435-nucleotide messenger RNA. RefSeq names its product proteasome assembly chaperone 4, putative. The transcript is spliced from 3 exons. Gene Ontology annotation, biological process: proteasome assembly. The coding region runs from base 1 to 435 and encodes 144 amino acids. The record is from RefSeq and is a predicted model, not a curated record. Lineage: Eukaryota; Apicomplexa; Aconoidasida; Haemosporida; Plasmodiidae.